CACCGUACCGAAGUACAAGUACCCGGUACUGGUAGUGAAGAUGGGACCGAACGGAGCGCUUUUCCCGGAAACUCUUUUACAUUUAGCAAGAUCAUUAGCCCAAAUCCAAGACCUAAGAUGGCCAAAGGUGCAGCAACUGUUACAGAUGUGUCCCCAGAUACCACAUAUGGGAGGAAUAUGCAGGAUAGACCAGCGCAGACAAGAUGCCAUGGUAGCACUUGGAAUCUUUCUUUUAGAAUCAGAUCUCAAGUUCAAAGAUGAGUUAGUACCAUAUAUUAUUAAUCUCGUGAGAUGCCUACCAAAUGCACAAUGGAUUGAAGAAACAGGAUACAGAGUUAUUGAAGUACUACCCAUGAGUGAGCGCUUUGCUUUCACCAUCACAACUCUCCUUUCUGAUAUAGCGACCAAAGAUACACUCUAUAGAGAUCAGAUUUUGUCAACAUUAGUUGAAGUUCUACAGGCACUAUGCAGAAUCUGCCAACAGCCAUCUGAACAUCCUCAAGUAACAGUAUGCAAGCACAUCAUGCCUGCCUUUCUGGGGAUGUCUCGUGCCAUCGGACGCAGCAGCCAGGACCCUUCCUGCUCUCUCCUCUGUCAGAUGUAUCCUGCAUCCAAGCUUACUACUUCUCAAACCCCUCCCUCUUCAUCUGGUUUGGAUGCAGUCUCUCAACCAAGGCACCAUGAAUCACCCAUGUACAGUUCCUUCCGACUCAUCGUCUCACCAGUCAUCAAACAGAAACUCCAGCAGGCCAAUGGAACCCGACAGGAUGCAUCUCAUCCUGGAAUAGACUCGCAGGAGGAGAGGGUGGCAGAAGAACCUCACCAUCUCCUGACGGUAGUGGGAUCAAGUUUUGGUAUCAGUACAGAGACGUGUGAGAGUGGAAGCUCUGAAGCUCAUGUUGGAUCCCUAGAUCUUUCUACUCAACAGCUACAGAUUAUCUUGAAUGUGUGUCAAAAGAUGAUCAGUAGAAGUCUGUUACAGAGCCUUGAUGGGAUUGCUCAUCAGUAUGCACUUCAACCAGGAUCAAAGAAGACUCUUCCAUAUAAAUCAUAUAGUGAAGUUAUCAAUGUUGUUCUUGUCUCUUUACUCAGGCAUCUACUUCAACAACAUAAAGGAUUACCAGAUAGCUUUCAAGUAGAGGUCCAUGCAUUCGUCCGAGAACUCUUCCUCUCCGGUCAGACUGAGCUUCAGGAACUGAGUGUUGAGAGUGCUACUAAGGGUCCAUGCAGGUUCAAUUCUCGAGAGUUAGCACUCAGGGCUAAUGCCACAUGUGUUGACCUCCUUGUGUGGGCAGCUAAUGAUGAAACAGGAGCUGAUAGUCUUAUUGGAAGGCUGACUGAGAAAUUACAUUCUAGUGCUGGCAGCAAACAACUCAUAGCUGAUAUGCCUCUACUUCUAUGCUCUCUUCAGGGUUUGGGCACUUUGGCAGAGAAGUUUCCAGCGGUUGCUCAUGCCACCAUCAGCUCACUGAGAGACUUUCUAAUGGGGCCAUCUCGGAUCAUAGUCAAACUCCAUAAACAUCAUGAAGCUGAGAGUAGUAAGAGUGCUGGGCCAACCAUCAGGGUUAUAGAAUCCAGCCUUCAGAGGACGGGGGUUGGAAAGGAUGGACGCGGUACGAGUAGUGGUCCUAGUAGUAGUGGUGGUGGACGUAGGACCAGUGGGGAAGGAUCACAUCCAUAUGAAAAACUAAGAAAUGCAGCCAUGUCUAACUUGUGCAGAUCACUUCGUUCAGGACUUAUUGAAGACCCUAAUUGCAUCCAAGCUUUCCUUGCUUCUGUAUCAAACGCCCUCUACAUUGCUGAAGCUAGUGAUCGUGACUCCACCCUCAUUUCCUCCAACGCCAUAUUAGCAAUGGGUCAUGUGGCUGUUCUUCUAAGUGAAACAACCCGUACCAUUGAGAGUGUACAGCAGAUCUUCCAGCAACGGUUCUGCACACCCCCUUCUUCCCUAGAUGUGCUCAUUGUUGAUAUGCUUGGCUGCCUGGUACUCGCUGGAAAUGCUGCUGUCACUCAAGAGGUAAUGAAUAUGUUUAUUCAGAUCAGUGUUGAAGCAGGGUCAUCUGAUUAUGCACCGAACAGUUCACAAGCUUCACAGAGGUUCAGGCAUUGUUCUAUGGCUAUUAUCAAUGCCCUAGCAAACAUAGCAGCAUUCAUUGAUGGAGACAAUGAACAGCAGGAACUAUUAGUUCGUCUACUUGAAUUAUUUGUUCAGCUUGGACUGGAGGGCAAGCGGGCAAGUGAGAGAGCUCCUACUGCUAUCAAGGCAUCUAGCAGUGCUGGCAACUUAGGCAUCCUUAUUCCUGUCUUAGCUACUUUGAUCAAAAGACUGCCACCCAUCCAGGACCCCAAACCUCGUCUUCACAAGUUCUUCCGUGAUUUCUGGCUUUACUGUGUGGUCAUGGGGUUUGCAGUAGAGGAUUCUGGUCUGUGGCCAAAGGAGUGGUAUGAAGGAGUCUGUCACAUCGCUGCCAAAUCUCCCCUUCUUACAUCUAGUCCCGGGGAACAUCUGCGAUCAGAACUCCAAUACAACUCUGCUCUUAGGAAUGAUAGCAUGACAUAUAAUGACCUGAACGAACUCCGUCAGAAUAUCUUGAGUCUCAUGGAGCACUCUCCUGAGGUCACAGUCAUUGUCAACAAGCUCAAUUUUGCCCAAUGUACCUACCUGUUAUCGGUUCAUCGGCUUGAGACCCUGCGUGUCAGCAAUGCCAUACCAACCAGCUUUGCAGCAGUCUUUACUUACCUGGAAGACAAGGCUAUCAUCAAGGAUAAAGCUGGCAUGUGGCAGUGUCUCUUAGCUUCCUUUGAUAAGGUCUUUGACAUGUUCUUGGAUAUCAAGGCCAAAAUGCCCCGUACUGAGGAGAGGGAGAAGGAGUUAGUCCAUCAUGCUCAGUUCCUGUUAGUCAAGUUCAACCAUGUCCUCAAACAGAUCAGAAAGGUUGCUGAUAAAUACCUUUCAAGACUUGUUGACAGGUUUCCUCAGUUACUAUGGAAUGGUGAUGUUCUAUGGAGUAUGCUUGAUCUCCUUCAGCUCUUAUCAAAGGCAGCUGCAGAGGAUAGUCUCCAGGAAGUCAGAGAGUAUCCUGUCUUUGAAGGCAGGUUCAUGCUGACUGUUAUGGACACCAAGGAAUCAAGAGAGGGCAUAAUCCGUGACUUUGCUGCCCGUUGCGGCGGUAUCUUCCAAGAGGCUAUGAAGUGGGCAGCCUCUGCGACACGCUCCCACAUCCAACAAUACAUCAUUCAUUUAGAGAACUCCUCAGACAGUCUCUCACAGAGAAGCACCUUGGAGCUUGCAACAGAGAGUGCUCUCCAGUGUGCAGGGUUUAACAAAGGACUCACUGCAUUAGGUUCUGAAAGCUUAACAAGUGAGUCAGCCAACUUUGUAUCAGUAAUGAGUCUUAGAAGCAGGUUUGCUGGAGAGGUAUCAGGGAUGCAAGCCAUCUAUACUGAUGCAGGACCUGGAGGAUUGAGUUUAUCUCAUGUACUGAAUGGACAGCUUAAUAAGGCAUGUGAUUCUAAGAAAGAAGAUGCCUUCACUAAUGCUAUGUUCAGGGUCUGUGCUCUACUCAUCUCAAGUGAAGGUGUGGAUAAAUACUUGCUCUACAACCUGUGUCGGGCACCAGUCAAACUCUUUACAACACUUGCUAUGGAGAAGGCUGUGGCAUGCUGGGAAUGGCUGUUAGCUGCAAGACCAGACAUGGAACUCCAGUUAAUGCGUGAAAUGGCUGGAGCAUGGCAAAUGAGUAUGGACAAGAGACUUGGUUUGUUCUCUAUUGAUAUUGAAGAGCCUAGUCCUUUGGCAGCCAUUAGUGGUGAUGAUAUCCCGGAACCUAACCCACCUAAUGCUACACCACAUCAUAUCUGGACUCAGUUCCUACACCAGCGUCUAGAGAGCAUCAAAUAUAGCAGCAUCAACGUUGUUGAGAUCUUCAUUUCCAUCCUGCACCGCUCCUUACCAAUGCAGGUUGGACAGACAAAGGGCUCCCUCUCAAGACACAUUGCAGCCAUGGGACCUCGUUUCAGAUUACUGUGUAUGGGUCUCUCUCUUCUUCAGGGUGACAUCCUACCCAGCAGUACGGGUAAGAAUGUCCUGAGAGAGAGGAUAUACUCUGCUGCUUUUGACUUCUUCAGUGUUGCACCUGUCUGUCCUACCCAGUCUGUGAGUGAGCUAAGAGAAGAUAUCAGUAUUCUAAUCAAGUUCUUCCAUGCCAUGAUAGCAGAGAAAAAAUACCUUAGAGCUACCACAGCUGUAGUACAAGAGACAGAGGAAGUACACACACUAGGUAUCAUCCCAGCGGACCUGCGAGCCAGCAAUGAGUACUUGAACACCAGGUCAGCAGUAGUGCGCCCUCAAGGUUGGAUGAACACCAUGCCAUUAUCUAGUAACAUGUCAGUGGUAUCUAAAAGGUCGUCAGUCACAAGAAAGAGUGGUGAGGUUGGAGCCAAGUAUGCCAAGGAGUAUAUGAAGAGAAGGAAUCUAAUCCUUGCACUGCUGGUGAAUGAGAUAGAGAGACUGUGUUGCUGGUGCAAUCCAUUAGAUAACCCUGAAGUCAAGCUACCAGGAGAAGAGCUGGUUGCUAACUGGAGGGUACAGACACCAACAAAUGAACGAACCUGGAGGGACUUUGCUCACCUUGCCUGGGAGGUCUCCCCUCAUCUAGCUUGUCAGCUUCCCGUCAGGUUCAAGGCAUCAGAGAGCCUUGUCAAGGAGGUGACACGAUCGGUUCGUCUCAAUCCUAUGGCUGUAUCUGACCUCCCCAGUGCCAUUCACUUCCUGGUCACUGAACACAGUGUGGAUUCAGAUGUUGCAGAGUUGAGUCACAUCUUAUGCUGGGCACCUGUUCCACCAGUCACUGCUCUGUCAUACUUCUCCCAGCAGUAUCCCCCACACCCUCUGACAGCUCAGUAUGCUACCAGGGUCCUACAAGAUUAUCCACCAGAGGCAUUGCUCUUCUAUGUCCCUCAGCUGGUUCAGGCUGUCAGAUAUGAUACGUUUGGCUUUGUGACGGAGCUGAUCUUGGUCCUAGCAAAGAAGUCCCAACUCCUGGCCCAUCAGCUGAUCUGGAAUAUGAAGACAAACAUCUUCAAAGAUGAGGAGGGAAAAGAAAGAGAUGGUGAGUUUGCCGAUGCCCUGGAAUCUCUUAUUGAAGGUAUCAUAGCCAGCUUAUCAGGACCAGCCAAAGACUUCUAUGAAAGAGAGUUUGAUUUCUUUGGCAAGAUAACGGCCAUUUCAGGCGAGAUCAGGCCAUACCCAAAAGGUGAUGAGAGAAAAGCAGCCUGUUUGAAAGCCCUAGCAACCAUUCAACUACAACCUGGGUGUUACCUGCCUAGUAACCCUGAAGCUGUUGUCAUGGAAAUUGACUACAAGUCUGGCACUCCCAUGCAGAGUGCUGCCAAGGCUCCAUUCCUUGCCAGGUUCAAAGUUCAAAAGUGUGGUGUUCAUGAACUGGAAAACCUUGGUCUGAAAGGUCUUGAUUCAGGUGCCAUGUCUCGCUCACUCAAAGCACAGAUGUGGGAGGCUUGCAUCUUUAAGGUCGGAGAUGACGUCAGACAGGACAUGCUAGCGCUGCAAGUUAUUGGCCUGUUCAAGAAUAUCUUUCAUCAAGUGGGACUAGACCUGUACCUUGUCCCAUACAAAGUGGUUGCUACUUCACCCGGGUGUGGAGUGAUCCAGUGUGUCCCAGACUGUAAAUCUCGUGAUCAGCUUGGUCGACAGACUGAUAUCGGGAUGUACGAGUAUUUUCUAACCAAGUAUGGAGAUGAGACUACUCCAGCAUUCCAGAAGGCUAGACGUCAUUUCAUCCAAAGUAUGGCAGCAUACAGUGUAGUUGGUUUCCUCCUUCAAAUUAAAGACAGACAUAAUGGGAAUAUAAUGCUGGAUACUAGAGGAAACAUCAUACAUAUUGAUUUUGGUUUUAUGUUUGAGAGCUCACCUGGAGGUAACCUUGGCUGGGAGCCAGAUAUUAAACUCACUGAUGAAAUGCUCAUGAUCAUGGGAGGCAAUGUGAAUGCAGCUCCAUUCAAGAAGUUUGAAGAACUGUGUGUACAGGCCUACUUAGCUGUCAGACCUUACCAAGAAGCCAUUGUUUCUCUAGUGGCUCUGAUGCUGGAUACUGGAUUACCUUGCUUCAAGGGAAAAACACUUAAAUUACUCAGGACUCGUUUCAGUCCCAACCAGACAGAGAGAGAAGCUGCUAUCUACAUGGUAGGCAUCAUUGAAAAGUGUUGCCAGAAUGUCAGGACCAGAACAUAUGACAUGAUCCAAUACAUCCAGAAUGAGAUUCCUUAUUAGAGAAGUUGGUAGGAUACAAGAUAACAAGUGCAAUAGAUGUAUGUAUAAUCUCUAAUCUCUUGAGUGUUAUCUGUCAUCAAGAGGCUCCAUACAACAAUGCACAUUUAUUCCAUACAUGAUAGUGACACAUUCACACAGAGGUGAAUGGGCUAUAAAGUCUUAUUCUUUAGAACAGAUAAAAUACUUGCUUGUGGGGUGCUCCAAAGUCCACAUUCAAAUAAAAAUUUAUGUAUAAACAAAUUUCAUGAGGAAUAUGGGCAAAAUUUGUUUAUUGUACAAGCAAUUAUUUGGCAUUGUUGAUAAGUCGAUAAACAUUGUGUUCUUAUAGUAUUCACUUAUAAUUGAACUUGCUUAAUUUUGCUUGUGUUAGAUAGCAUAUGUGAUUAAGCCCACAUAGAUUUAUAAUCUUUUAUUAAUAACUUAUUUAUUGAAAUAUGUUUUUUACAAGUGAAUGCAUAUCUACCCAUAUGAAUUCAAUUUUAAUUCUUUAAAAAGUGUAGACUCUCCUUGUAACAUGAGAUAUAUUUAUUACAAAAUACAAAACUUUAUUUAAAGUUUAACAAAAUAUAAAAGGAUUUUACUGUUGGCUAUUGUAGAAAAAAAGAAUAACAAUGUGUAACUAGGUGCUUGUGUAAAUAUUUUCCAUUCCUGCACAUCAUUCUUUUCACAUUAUUAUUUGAAUAUAAUGUUAUAUAACGUUCCAACAUCUUCAUAUUGUAUAUCUAAUCUACUUAACAUAUAGGCAUUGUAUGUUUCAUUUACUGUACAAAAGUGGUAAUUAGGUACAACAUGGAAGUAUUAAGGCAUAACAAAGGAGUUAAUGUAUUAUAUUUGAUUAGAUCAACUUGCAUUUAUUUCAUAUAAAACUGAAUGACACCUCAAUUCCUGUCUGCCCCCAUUUCACGUUUGAUAUAGUUACAACCUUUCUGAACCAAAAUGCAUUCAUUCCAAACAUUUAGGAGCUCAAAUUCAAAUGCUAAGAGGUGGUAUUAUUAUAAACAUGACUGCUGACUACCUAUUUAACCCUAUAGCACCUACAGAUUCCUAUGCAUAAUGGCAAUUACUCACUGGAGGAAACAAUAAAACUGGUAAUAAGUAGGCAUUGUUCCAGACAAAUUGAAAUAGUUUUUUAUAAAUUUACUUUUGUUCAUUACAAGUUAUAUUUAUUUUGUAGCAUAGGACCUGUUGAAUAGAAUGGUACAUGGCAAAGUUCAAUCAGAUGUACGAAUAUUGACCUUUGACAAUCGUUUGCAGAGCGAGAAGAAAAAAAACAAAAGUUCGGGUUUCAGCCGCCCCAGUCCCACGCCUUCAGAAAAAUGUAAAGUAUCACUGACAGAAUACUAAAGUUUUCGCCAAAUCUUGGAUCAAAUAUGUCAAAAAUUAAUUCCAACUCACAUCUAGAUGUCACUCUGUGUGAUAUCCAACGUUUUGAUGAACAUAUAGCAACGCCCGAGCUUCUUCGGCGAAGUAAGUGGUUUUCCGAGACAUGGACGCAGCCAUCUUUGCUGAGAUCGACUGCGCAACAGUCUGGAACUUGCUACACACCGAUGCAUGUCAAUCGGUUUUUGUCUCACCUGCAUAGCAGAGUGAGACUAUAGGCGCCGCUUUUCCGACGGCGACGGCGGCGUCAACACCAAAUCUUAACCUGAGGUUAAGUUUUUGAAAUGACAGCAUAACUUAGAAAGUAUAUGGACCUAGUUCAUGAAACUUGGCCAUAAGGUUAAUCAAGUAUUACUGAACAUCCUGCCUGAGUUUCAUGUCACAUGACCAAGGUCAAAGGUCAUUUAGGGUCAAUGAACUUAGACCAUGUUGGGGGAAUCAAUAUCAAAAUCUUAAACUAAGGUUAAGUUUUUGAAAUGUCAUCAUAACUUAGAAAAUAUAUGGACCUAGUUCAUGAAACUUAUACAUAAGGUUAAUCAAGUAUCACUGAACAUCCUGCAUGAGUUUCACAUCACAUGACCAAGGUCAAAGGUCAUUUAGGGUCAAUGAACUUUGGCCGAAUUGGGGGUAUCUGUUGAAUUACAGCCAUAAAUUUGAAAGUGUGUUGGUCUAGUUUAUAAAACUUGGACAUAAUAGUAAUCAAGUAUCACUGAACAUCCUGUGCGAGUUUCAGGUCACAUGAUCAAGGUCAAAGGUCAUGUAAGGUCAAAGAACUUUGGCCACGUUGGGGGUAUUUGUUGAAUUGCCAUCAUAUCUCUAUAAGUGUAUUGGUCUAGUUCAUAAAACGUGGAAAUAAGAGUAACCAAGUAUCACUGAACAUCUUGUGCGAGUUAUAGUAGUUUUCAAAAUCAGCACUGCUGCUAUAUUGAAUCGCGUGAUGCAGGUGAGACGGCCAGAGGCAUUCCACUUGUUCUAUAUUAUACUCAAUAGGAGCAUACACUUUUCUAUGCAGAUCUAUAUAGCAGCCAACCUAUACGGUAUGCACACGCAAUAUUACCACGGUAAAUCAUAGACAAGAGAUACUAUAGCGCAAAGAAAACGUACGGGCGGUUAAGGGCGGUUCAGUGUGUAAUAGGAAGGGCGGUCUCGGGCGGUUCAGGUGCUAUAGGGUUAAGGGAUGGUCCUGAUUUAUUGGUGAAAGAGAAAGCCAUUUUCAGUCACUCACCUAUUUUUGUGAAAAUUUGUCUGUACCUAUGUAUAGGAAACUUCAAUAUCCUUUUUUGCAGCUCCUAUCUCUCACACUUUCGGGUACAGGGUUGGUAGAUAAUUAUGUAGAAAUAGUACACUUUAGAGGGGAAAUUCACCCUGAAGAAAAGUUUGGUGUAAAAAUAUUGGUGAAGAUUGAGGAAAAUCCAUUAAAUAUGAAGAAAGUUAUCAGAAUUUUAAGUUUUGAAUUUGUGAUGUCAUAAACGAGCAGCUGCCCCAUAUGUUAUGUAAUUUAAAAUGCAUAAAUUUCAUUUUUUUAAUGGUUUGUAAUAAUUUAUUUUUGUUUUCGUAUUAGGAACGGGUGUGAAAUCAUUUGUCUAUUGAUAAACUGAAGGUACAAUAAAAACCAUUUUCAAUUUUCUGAGAAAAUGACAAUUCAUAGAUUUUUUACUAUUCGAUAUGUAGGAAAGCUGCUCGCAUAUGACACCACAAAUCAAAUAAUUGAAAUUUUAAUAACUAUUUUAUAUUUUUAUGAAUUUCUCUCAAACAUUUGUCAAUAUUUUCAAUUAUUUUUCUGCUAUUUUUACAAUCAAAUUUUUGUCAGGGUGAACUUCCCCUUUAACAGAACAAGCACAAAGUGCAACAUGGCUCUUUUGUUAUCAUCAAGUUAAUGCCUGGUACUUUAUGUUAAAAUUGUAUAAUUUUCAUUUGUACAUUACAACACAGUUAUCAUCAAGGCAUAGAUGGAAUAAUGCUCAUGUACAUACAUUCCAAGUUUUUUAGAUGCAACCUCUGAAGUUUUAAUUCACUCCUUCCAGCGAAGUAAGCAUAACAUAUAAUCUUGUAAUGCCAAAGGGAUUAGGGGAUACCUACAUUUUUCAACAAUCUGCUUAAAGGCAGUAUAAUGAUAACUCAUUCUUUUAUUUCAUAAAUUAACAAUGUUUUUAUGGUAAGGAAACUGUUAAAAUUUGCUAUUUCUUCUCUGAUAAUGUUUACAUGACGAUGGAAUUCUCGUAAAGUUGAUAGGAUAAAUCUGCUUUUUAGGUAUCUAUCAAUCAAUAUAUAUGCUUCCAUAGGGUUUUGUAAGAAGAGUGCAAAUUUUGCUAAUUAUCUUUUUCACCUUUAGCAAUAGGAAUUGAAUUAGAAAUUUGAAUGUAUAGGUCAAAAGAGAAAUUCUGCUCUGUGUCACAAUAAUUGUCAUGCCUUUAGAAAAGUUAUGAAGUAGGAACGUAUGCACUAUCAUUUGAAAGGGUAAUAUAUUAACUGUUCUUAUAAGUCUACAUGAAGUAUUUGAAUAGUAAACAUGGUCUAGGAAACUUUUUUUUUUUUUGCAACCUGUAGAUGUCAAAAGAUUCGAUCAAUUCUUAGAGUAUAAACAUUAUGUUAAACCUACGCAGCAUACUUUGCUUUUCAUGUAUUUGUAUUUGAAAAUUAUCAAUUCAUACGAUGGUGGGUAGCUUUUGUGUGUGUAUACCAUAAUGAAUAUACAUCAAGCAUAAAGAGGCAUCUAAUGAAUGUAUAUAAGAUGUUUUCCUUUGGAUUCUUAUUAAGAUAAUUUGUUCAAAUGAUUAUAAUUAUGUGAUUGUAUAGACUAAGAAAUAUUUUUGCUGUGGAGUCAUUUUUGUGCAAUUCUAUUGUUCCUUAUUAUUGUAUAAUGUGUGUUAUUAAAAUUCCAUUGUUACCCUUAUUGUUAUUAUAAUUGGUCAAAUAAUGGCAGGAGGGUCCCCCCCCCCCCCCCCCAAUUAUGGCAAAUCACAUAAAUUGCUGUUCCCAGAUAUGCUUUUCAUACAUUUGACAUCAAAUGACCAAAUACAAUGACUUUGCCUGGAAGUGAGAAACAUUUAAUGCUAACCAAGUCUCUGGUUAUUGCUUGAAUACUUGUCAUAUCUUACCAUGUAAGUAUAUACACUGUACACUGUAUAGAUAAUAUUUAUUGAAAUGUGUAUGUUUUUAAGACCAGUAAUAUUUAUGUUUUUGUACAGACAGGUACUGAGAAGCAAAGCAUAUGAUCAUUUAAUCAAAUUUGUCUAAAAAUUAGUGAAAAUAAAAUAUAUUAAAUUCA
Molecule: messenger RNA, 10937 nt
Organism: Lytechinus pictus (painted urchin)
Lineage: Eukaryota; Metazoa; Echinodermata; Echinoidea; Temnopleuroida; Toxopneustidae
Product: phosphatidylinositol 4-kinase alpha-like
Exons: 40
Coding region: 41-6289 (2082 amino acids)
Biological process (GO): phosphatidylinositol-mediated signaling; phosphatidylinositol phosphate biosynthetic process
Cellular component (GO): cytoplasm; plasma membrane
Molecular function (GO): 1-phosphatidylinositol 4-kinase activity
Source: RefSeq, a predicted model, not a curated record